UUUCUACUUUUUUCUUUUCCCCCAACCGACAAAGUCGCCUACUCUCUUGUAAGCCGAGAGAACUCGCAUAAUGCCUAUGGCCGUGGACGAGUACACAAGGGGGGCUCCAGACUGAUUUCGCUUAUUUUUUUGCCCCGUUGUCGGGUACCCCAUAGUGAUGGACCAGGUUCGGUCCAGUGCAUCGAGAAUCUUCAACAUAACUUCUGUCGAAGGCCGAGAUGAUUGGGAUGAGAAAUGCGAUCGUACAUAUGGAGUUGUGCAAAAUCUGAUAAAUGAUUUAUCAGAGAAAGAAGCUCAUGAUGCUCUCACUAGUGCUGUGUGCAAGGAUGCCAAAACUCAUGAAGAUGUGUGUGUUGGUCUAGUUUAUGUGAUUCUCACUGACCAACAAAAUGCUGCAAGGAGCUACCGUGACCUGUCAUUUGUCUCAAGGGAUGGUUUAGCCCUUGUUUUGACUCAUUUGACUCAACUAGUGGUUGAAAGGUUUCCCAGACUACUGGAUUCAGUACGCAGUCAAUUAAUUUGGCUCAUCAAGGAGCUAGUAAGGGCGAAUGUCACUGGGACUGACAUGGUGAUCUGGAAUCUAAUGAGGCAGAUUGCAGGUGGUGAUGUGGCAGCAAAAAACAUUUGGCUUGCUGACACUUUGAUGGAGUUAUUGAUUGACCAGAGAGUAUGGCUUGACAAGUUUCCAUUUCUCAUUGCCUCUGUGGUCUACACUUACCUCAGAUUGAUUGAAGAUCAUAUUAACCCAACCCAUGCAUUCAUCCGGCAAAAGGAAAUAAACUUUUGCAUCUCCUUAUUGAGAGAAAAAUUUAGUGAUUGUAUGGCCAUUGGAAGAGACUUGGUCCGACUUCUUCAGCAUGUUGCCCGCGUCCCCGAGUUUGAGCUAUUAUGGAGGGACAUUCUGCACAACCCUAAAGCCCUUUUACCAACUUUUACUGGUCUGUCUCAGCUUAUGCAGAUUCGAACGUCGCGUCGUUUCCUAUAUCUCCGCCUCACUCCCGACAUGGAGAAAAAGAUAAUCUUUUUGACGUCAUCUGUUCGCUUUGGUAAUCAGAAACGCUACCAGGAUUGGUUUCAACGCCAGUACCUGUCGACACCCGAGUCGCAAUCACUUCGAUGCGAUCUAAUUCGGUUCAUCGUGGGAGUUAUUCACCCGUCCAACGAAGUCCUCUGUUCGGAAAUAAUACCCCGAUGGGCCGUCCUCGGUUGGCUCCUCACCACUUGCACACACCCGGUUGCUGCAGCCCACGCCAAAAUGGCUUUGUUUUACGAUUGGCUGUUUUACGAUGGUGAACGUGAUAACAUUAUGAAUAUAGAGCCCGCCAUAUUAGUCAUGUACCAUUCGAUGAGGCCUCACCCUGCUAUUACUGCCACAUUGCUGGAUUUUCUUUGUAGGAUAAUUCCAAAUUUCUACCCGCCAAUGGCUAAUCAAGUCCGGUUGGGUAUUCUGACGUCGCUGCGCCAGAUAUUGGAAAAACGAGUGUUACCCUCUCUCUCCCCACUUAUGAACAACCCAAAGCUGGACAAGGAACUCCAGCUACUCAUUCAAGAAUCGUUUCCCGAGUUCUGCCGAGCAACGCAGAACAGCAGUCCGCCAACAGCUGACGGGGUUAAAACGGAGGAUUUUAAAGAGUUGGACGGCGACAGUAUGAUUGUCAGUAGCAGUAGUGAAUCUGUACUGGCUCCUCCUUCCCUCAUUCCGGCUUCCGAUACGCAUCUCAGUGACGAACCAGUCUUCAGCGAGGAAGAGGACCAGGAUGACAUUCCUAUUGCCACCAAGAUAAAGAUGAGAGGCAAGAUGACCACCAAUUCUGUGCGAACAAUUCCUCCUCAAUUACUUGAAAUUUCCAACACUGUGGCCCAACUCGACGGGGAUGUACGGGUCUACGUUGAAAUGCUCGUCUCUGAAUCGGAUAUUGAAGCACGUUGCUCUGCUGUGGAGAAUCUGGUCCAGUCGAUUUCUCAAGAUCCUCUUGAAAGCGACCAAGCUCAAAUGUUGGUUCAAUGUCUGCAUGCCAUAUUCCUGCAUGACCUGAGUACAACGCCGUUACUCACAGGGUCUCAGAUCAACUCAGAAGCCAUGGAAGAAAGCAUAUCACGCCCCAUGUUCGUCCUACUCCGUUGCUUCGCAGAGAUGGUUGAUGAUGAUUCAAAGAGUCGGUCUCCAAUAACGGAGUUGCUAGUGGAGUUGUACAAGCUCCAGCCUAAGACGGGUUAUUUUCUCUUAUACUUUUUACGAGCAAGUAAAGCCAGCGAAUCCAAGUUUGCUUCCUAUCGAGAAGUCUGCCAAGCUCGGGAUAUGGAAGUAGCUCAUUGUUUGCUGGAAGAUUUGAAGAUCUGUGCUGAUGAUGACGUCAAUCUACUCUGCUACAUGGCAGUGGACGUGUUUCAAAAGUUCCCAGACGAGAGUCGCAACAAUAGUGAGCUUUUACAUCUAUACGUAUCAAACAUUGACGGGACGCAGCUCUACCAACUCGUGGUUCAGUGCUUACUUGGUGCCCUGGUUCUUUUUGAUAAAGAUCCUUCCGUCAUCGAGUUGCUGGUAUCUAGCCUUGAGUGGGAGACAUUUGAACAGAUGGCCUUAUGGCAGCUGGUGGCGGCCCACAGCAUACCUCUAUCAAUGUUACUCUCUCUGCUUCCCAAGCUUAAGGAAGACCAGCAUUGCGAAGCACUCACAGCGCUCAUGGCGAUGAUCAAACACGAGCGCCCCAAUAACGACCUUAUGAAGGCACUGCUGAGUUGUCCAAUCGAGAGCUUCAUCUCUGCGUUGCUAUCUCAUUGGUCGAUGGAAUCGUCAACACUACUGGCACAGAUAUUGGCCAAUCAGUUCAACUCGGCGCUCAACAUGAAUUCACUUCCCGGGGGUCUUUCGUCGAGCAAUUCGCCGGGAAAGCGGAAGAGGACAACGAUGAACUCGCUUUCUGCUGCAACUGGUUUCAAAGUUACACCAACCCCUGGUUCUGGCAUUGAUUCUUCUAUUGAAUUGAUGAUGACGCACAUGGAAAUACUGAGAACAUGCCUGACGGCCAAUUUGCUGACGAAAAAUGGCAAACAGCAGCCGGCAGAGAUCAAAGUCUUUGCUCACGAGAGCAUGCAGCAGGCGCUACAACAGGUGCAACAAGUAUGUAACGACUCGCAAAAGAAAAAGUUCAGUGACCUUUUCUCGCUGCUGGACACAAACGACGAGCCGGAAGUGAGUAGUGGUAGUCGGCGACCCGCCGGACGAGGAAAUAAACGAACUGGCAAUCGAGUGACGACCAAUAAUUCGAACCGCAACAGCAAGCAAUCGAACAAGGAGGAGAGCGAAGACGAGAGCAGCGAAGAAGAGAUCAUCAUUAAGCAGCGGACGGCCAAGAAGAGAAGGAAAGCCACGGUCGGGUCGGACUCCGACUGAGAGUAGAGAUGGAGUAAAACAACAACAAAAUAAAAACAUUACAAACUAUAACAGUGGCACAAAAUUGUGUGAUCGACUGGCCUGUGACCGAGUCUGUGAAUGAAGUUCGAAUCAUUCGACUUUUUAUUUAAAACAAACAUCACUCAUCAUAGACCUGCCAUGACUUUGAAUGAUCCGUUCGACGACUGCCAUACCAGGAGGCUUGUUAUUCCAUUGGGUGAUCGUUCCGAGUCUUGGGCUGUUCUUUCUCAACCUCUUUGACCGAGUCGUGGCUCUUGAUAUUCGUUCUUUUUUUUUCUUUUUUCAGCAAUGUCGUCCUGAUUGAGUGUACAGCAAAAAAAAUGGGCACAGUCCAUGGUGUGACCAUUCAAAAUUGUAAAUACAUCUGUUUCUCAUUCUAUUUCGAAAAAGUGGGAUAACCCCCGUGUAAAAAGAUUUCUCGCACCGUUUCCCCUCGUUUUUCUUCCUGAGCUCAUACAAGUGUUGAAGAGGAACAAUAAAAAUCAAAUGAAAAUUG
Molecule: messenger RNA, 3911 nt
Organism: Daphnia pulicaria
Lineage: Eukaryota; Metazoa; Arthropoda; Branchiopoda; Diplostraca; Daphniidae
Gene: IntS3
Product: integrator complex subunit 3-like
Exons: 12
Coding region: 158-3394 (1078 amino acids)
Cellular component (GO): cytoplasm
Source: RefSeq, a predicted model, not a curated record